AUGGAAUCAAUAUGAUUCUUGAUGAUUUGAUGCAUCGAUCACAAUCGAGUUAUUUGUUGUUGAAUUGUUUUUUUUUUUUGAAAAAAAAUCAACUUGAUAAAACAAUGGCUCCAGUGGUACAGAUUCCAGCUACAAACGGUAAUAAGACAGCAUCACAAACAACAUCGGAUAGAUCGUCGUUAACAACAACAACAACGACGACGGCUACAAAAAAACCAAUUGAACGACGUCCAGAAUUAUUCUGUAAAGUUAAAUACAGUAAUUCAUUACCAGAUAUACCAUUCGAUCCGAAAUUCAUUGUCUAUCCAUUUGAUACGAAUAGAUUUGUUGAAUAUAAACAAACAUCAUUGGAGAAAAAUUAUAAACAUGAUCUGCUCACUGAACAAGAUCUUGGGGUCACCAUUGAUCUUAUUAAUCCAGAAACAUAUGAAAUUGAUGAAUAUAAAAAUCUACGAUUAGCCGAAGAAGAUGAAAAACUUCUUGAAGAUGAAAUUGCCGCACCACAAGAUACGAAACGUUCACGUUGUCAUAAUCGUGCCAUUACUUGGUUGAAAAAAACUGAAUAUAUCUCUACGGAAUUCAAUCGAUAUGGUGCAAGUAGUGAUAAAACUGAAACAAAAGUCGGUUUUGGUGUUCGUAAACGAAUGCGUGAUGAAAAUUUCUAUCUGGAUCGUGAUAGUCAAAUUGCUGCCAUCAAUAAAACAUUUGAAUCAGCUAAGAAACCAAUUCUAUCACAUCCAGGUAAACCGGGUCUGAAACCAGUGAAAACAUGGCCAGUGUUUCCAGAUUUUGAAUUAUGGAAAUAUCCAUUUGCACAAGUUAUGUUCGAUGCUGAUCCUGCACCAUCAGAAAAAGAAAAAGAAAUGUCACAAGCUAUGAUACGUGGUGUAAUGGAUGAAAGUGGUGAACAAUUUGUUGCCUAUUUUCUACCUACCGAAGAUUCAAUGAAUAAACGCAAAAUCGAUGAACUUGAAGGUCGUGAUUAUACCGAAAAUGAAGACUACGAAUACAGCAUGGCACGUGAAUAUAAUUGGAAUGUCAAGAAUAAAGCAACGAAAGGUUAUGAAGAAAAUUAUUUUUUCGUUUGGCGUGAUGAUGCUGUUUGUUACAAUGAAUUGGAAACACGUGUAAAACUUAGUAAACGACGUGUAAAACAUACGGCAACUAAUUCAAAAUUAGUCGUAAAACAUCGACAAUUGAAUGAACAAGAAUAUAAAAUUCAAGAAAUACGUAUGACCCAGUUGGAACCACCACAAGAAGAAGAUGAAGCUGCGGCAGCGGCUGCAGCAGCUGCAACUAAAUCUGAGAUGAUGGAAUAUAAUGAAGAUGAUGAUAAUGAUGAUCAGCAACAAUCAGAACAGCAGCAACAAGAUCAAGAAAUGGAUGAAGAAGAUGAAGAUGAAGACGAUGAUGGUGGACAUAAACGAAAAUCUCGAAAUAAAAAGAAUCGUAAUGAAAGUGAUGAUGAAGAAUCAGCUCAAUCAUCAUCAUCGUCGUCGUCAUCGGCAUCUUCAUCAGCUGCUUCAUCUUCCGAAUCAUCAUCUGAAUCAAGUGAUGAAUCGGAUAAUGAAAAUCGUAAACAACAAAAACCAUCAUCACCAAAGGAAAAAGAUUUGCAAAAGAAAAAACAACAACAACAACAGGAAUCACGUGCAGCUAGUUCAGCUGAUUCAUCUGUUGAAUCAAGUGACAAUUCUGAUAGUGAUAAUGAUGGUGGUAGCGGUGUAAGUAGUGAUAGUGACAGCGAUGAUGAUCGAUGAUCGACGACAACGAACAAAGCAAAUUUUUGGUUCAGAUUCAGAUUAAUAACAAAAAACAACAACAACUUGAACAACAAAUGAUCGUAUUUCAUUCAAAUAUUUUUUGUGUUUUAUUG
Molecule: messenger RNA, 1876 nt
Organism: Dermatophagoides farinae (American house dust mite)
Lineage: Eukaryota; Metazoa; Arthropoda; Arachnida; Sarcoptiformes; Pyroglyphidae
Gene: atms
Product: RNA polymerase II-associated factor 1-like protein antimeros
Biological process (GO): transcription elongation by RNA polymerase II
Cellular component (GO): Cdc73/Paf1 complex
Molecular function (GO): RNA polymerase II complex binding; chromatin binding
Source: RefSeq, a predicted model, not a curated record